AUGGCCAUCAUGAGGAAAAAGCCCACCCUCAAGCCAUGCGACAUCCACCCCGAACGGCGACGCCGAGCGCGCAGCGACUCUGAUGAUGAGGCACCGUCGCCUAGCAAGAUACAACAGAUCGGCCAAGGCUCGAUAAGGCUUGCGCAGACGUCAGGAGAUCGAAUUGAAGUCUUCGGUCUUGGCCGUACGUCAAUGGUCUCCAAGGUCAGUUUGGAAGCUAAAAGAACGCGGGUUUGGAGCAGGAAAAGCCAUAGAUCAUAUGUCUUUCAAUGGCCCCUCACCCCUGCAUCCCGUCCUUGCUUCAUCCUAGGCCUCUUAAUGUUCGCCGAGUCUUUCCGUAGACGGUUAUCUCCUUGCGCCGCCGUGGGAAGAAAAAAGCUAAAUCGCCUCCUCGACAUCAUGGCAUUCAUACUCAUCACCGUUCAUGAGAAAGACAACGCCAUCUCCCUCGAUGCUCUCAUGGACCAACAUGCUAAGGUCUAUGAAAUGGCAAUGUGCACUAAGAUACUUACGAAAAUCCCUUCCCAAAUAUUCAGCCAGUGGCUAUUCUUCUUUGGAGCUGCCUACAUGUACUCGCCCCUGUACAACAACCACUAUGCGGACUAUUGGUAG
Molecule: messenger RNA, 612 nt
Organism: Clonostachys rhizophaga
Lineage: Eukaryota; Fungi; Ascomycota; Sordariomycetes; Hypocreales; Bionectriaceae
Source: the annotation of a GenBank genome assembly